This is a messenger RNA of Hibiscus syriacus, 1377 nucleotides long. RefSeq names its product pre-mRNA splicing factor SR-like 1. The transcript has 5 exons. The record is from RefSeq and is a predicted model, not a curated record. Gene Ontology annotation, cellular component: precatalytic spliceosome. Lineage: Eukaryota; Viridiplantae; Streptophyta; Magnoliopsida; Malvales; Malvaceae. Bases 151 to 1377 code for a protein of 408 amino acids.
UUGGUUUCCAUAGGAAGAGGUUGGUUUAACUAAACAGAUCUCAUCAAUUCGACUUGGGGUUUAUUGCUUAUCGUCUUCCAUUCAAUUGCUCCCAUCCCUUUUCCCAAUUCAUAGUCACUCUCAAGAUUUUCAGUGUGUGGGGUUAUCGUCAUGGAGAUACAGACGUGUGGUAAGCCGAUUGAUUCAUUGUUGGAGAAGGUGCUUUGUAUGAAUAUACUAUCCUCUGAUUAUUUCAAAGAGCUUUACCGAUUAAAGACUUACCAUGAAGUCAUCGAUGAAAUCUAUAAUCAAGUUGAUCAUGUUGAACCGUGGAUGACUGGGAACUGUCGAGGUCCUUCUACUGCAUUCUGCCUUCUUUACAAGUUUUUCACCAUGAAACUUACCGUCAAGCAAAUGCACGGGCUACUGAAGCACUCUGAUUCUCCUUACAUUAGAGCAAUUGGAUUCCUUUACUUGAGGUAUGCUGCCGAUCCGAAGACUUUAUGGACUUGGUUUGAACCAUACAUUAAAGAUGAAGAGGAAUUCUCUCCUGGGUCUAGUGGACGAAUGACCACCAUGGGGAUAUACGUGCGUGAUUUGCUUCUUGGACAGUACUACUUCGAUACUCUUUUCCCCCGAAUCCCUGUUCCUGUUUUGCGUCAGGUUGUAUCCCAUCUUGAGAAGAUGAAGCUGCCCACUAAAACAUCUGGUUCAACUGGGGAUAAUAGUCUUCAUGGAUCUGAUGACACCGCUCGCCGCCCACCUUCUGUAAAAGCUGCACUUUCAGUCUCUUUUGGUCAGCGAGCACCGCAUCGGGCAUCAACCAGGGACUCUUCUCCUGUGCGUCGCACUCUACCUCCACCUCCUUAUGAAAGGUCCAAUGGUGACGAUGUAAGAUCUCCCAGCCACCGUCGCAGCCAAAGCCGUGAUAGAGAAUAUUCUGACAAGGAUGGGGACUGGAAUCGCAAAACAGAUAGGGAUAGGGAAAGGGAGAGGGGCAGAGACCGAGACCGGGAUCAUGACCAUGAUAGGCAACGAGACAGAAGCAGGGACCGAGAUCAUGACCGUGAUCACAAUAGAGAAAGGGAGAGGGAACGAAGACAUGAUUAUGAUCGAAGAUCAAGGUACAUGGAUAAAAGGGACAUUGAUGACAGUAGGCGUUACAGGAGCAGAAGCCGAAGUCCUAGUUUGAGCGGAAACAGAAGCAGAAGUCAGAGUGAGAAAGGUGGAAACAGUCAUUAUGAACCACCACACAAGGAGGCAAGCAAGGCAUCCAGCAAUUUAGCAAAGCUGAAGGAUCUUUACGGUGAUACGAAGGGAGAUGGUGGCUAUGAAAGGGCAGCAAACAGGGACAGCAGUGGAGAAGAGGUGAUUAGACUAGGUGGUUCAUGGAGAUAG